Leptinotarsa decemlineata (Colorado potato beetle) is the source of this 5905-nucleotide messenger RNA. RefSeq names its product RNA-binding protein (gene cpo). Gene Ontology annotation, molecular function: RNA binding. NCBI's taxonomy places the organism in Eukaryota, Metazoa, Arthropoda, Insecta, Coleoptera, Chrysomelidae. The record is from RefSeq and is a predicted model, not a curated record.
GGUUAUGAAGGAUCGUUACUCAAAGUUACGAGUAAAAAUGGCAAAACAGCAUCGCCUGUGGGGUUCGUGACUUUUAACACAAGGGCAGGAGCGGAAGCGGCUAAACAGGACUUGCAGCAGGGCGUAAGGUUUGACCCCGACAUGCCACAGACCAUCAGAUUGGAGUUUGCUAAAAGUAACACGAAGGUUAGCAAGCCCAAACAACAAGCUGCUAACGCCGCCAACACGCACCCAACUUUGAUGCACCCCCUCACCGGACACCUGGGGACGCCGUUCUUUCCCGGCGCUCCCGAGCUAUGGCACCAUCCUCUGGCGUACUCCGCGGCCGCUGAACUACCUGGGGCAGCUCUUCAGCACGCCACGCUAGUCCAUCCGGCGCUUCAUCCCCAGGUGCCUGUAAGGUCUUACCUUUGACUAUCUACUGACAAGACUCUGGACUCUCAGCUGCAGCAAGCAGGUGCUCCAGUUCAUCAUCACCCUUCAAUGACGAUGCCGCAUCCUACUGCGCUAACAUCGGUACACGCAGCGUCGUUGCCACAUUUCUUACCGAGUCCUGCCUUGGCUUCUCCCGUGGGUUCGUCUUCGUCACAGCCCGGCAUCGGAGUAAGCAACCCUCCUUGUUCCACACUAUUCGUGGCCAAUCUGGGACAAUUCGUGUCCGAACACGAGCUCAAGGAAAUAUUCGCCAGGGAACAAAAGGAGAAGAAAAUGGACAAUCUUAAUUCUUACAUGUCUCUGAGCACUUGACAGAGAACAUUGAUGAUGACAGGACACUGCUGAAGAGUCCAGACUAAGACGGCUAUUGUUGAAUCGACACUUUCUAGAGAAAACUUAAUCUAUCUCUGUUAACUGUUGUAGUUGUACUGUUUAGAAGAUAUACAGGACAUUGAUUAUUGAAGUGAUAAUUUUAAGUGAACUGUAUCAAGCUAAAUUUGAUCAGAUUGCUUCAAUACUUUGUAUCUUGAUAUAAAAUGGAGAUAAGCUAAACCAAAGGUGCCCUAAAAGUUAAGUUUUAGAUCUUAUUAUAUUUCAGUUUCCCGAAGAUUUUUCAAAUGGAAAGUAUUCAGGAAAUGGCAAUUUCUUUCUUUUCAAGUUUUCUUUACGUAUAGUUUGGGUUGAAAAAGUAUUUCUAAUUUAAUAUAUUUUGUUAAAAAUAAUAGCAAUAAACCAAUGAUGAUUCACAUUCUUGUGGGUGAAGCUACGGAUAAAAAUGUAAACAUAUCAUUAACUGUGUAGCAGUGGUACACCAGCGGCAGAAUUGAAACAGAGUGUUGCCCAACCCAGUGCGUGGACAAAAUUUUUGUAUUCUUUAAAAUUGCAGAUAUGACCUAUAUUUUUAAUUAUUUUAUGUAUCUUCAGUAUUCAAGACUUAACAGUGUUUCUGGUUAUCUAUUUUCUUAUUCGGCGAAAAAGCACUUUAAGAAAAGAGUAGUAAUUCUUUUCCAAAAGAUUUUCAUAAGUGCAUCCAGAAAGCACGAAACUGUUUGCAGUUAGGAAAGUUUCUUAUUAUUGCUGUGUAAAGAUACAUGUAUUUCCGAUAUCCAAAGAAUUCAUAUCAACUCCUUUAUUAUUUCGUAGACAUGUAUAAAUGAGGUAAAUUUAGUGUAAGCUGUAGAUAAUAAGGAUACUAAAUAGUCAAUUUUAAUUCUAUAUGUCUAACACGAAAAUUUCAGGAUUGAAAAAAUAUUCAGUUAAAAAAAUUGUUGGAACAUCAACAAGCAUUCGCUUUAUUGAAAAGACAACCAACAGUCAAUUGUUUCUGGGUAAUUUUGAAGUAGUGGAAAUAAGUUUAGGAGAAUUUCCUCUCCUGUCCUCGCACUAUUUGAGCCCAGUGUAAAACUGAAACAUUCUGCCCAAUUCACUAGAGUAAUUAAAGAGAAAAAGCUCUUUAUUUUCAAACAUUAAUUUUUGAUAACUUAAAUUUAAAGAUAGAUGAGCUUUUGCUUACUUCUAGAUACCUUAAUAGUAAUAUGAGCAUUUGUUAUCUUGCAAAUUUGAAAAAAGAGUAAGUUAUAUUAAUGAAAACUUAAAAAAAUGUAUAGUUUGUAGAUUAGACUCUAAAUGUGUUUUUAGGUCAAGUUAAUAUUACUUAUUAGACCUCCACAAGGACUUAUGUACCUAUAUUAUCAUUAACAGGGUAUUGAAAAGAAACUCGUAUGGAGCACUUGACCUGUUCGUCAUUUAUGCUUAUUCAAUUUUCACCGUGACUCAAUGUUACUUCGAAUCAAGUUUUAAAUGUCAGGAAUCAGUUGAGUAACAUUUUUCAGUGAAGUAUAUAUAUCCACUAUUUCGGUGUUUUUGUUUUAAUGCUCUGUUGUGUUCCAGCACAAUAAUGAAGUUAUGAAAGUGAUAAGUAGCACAAUCAGCUUACGACCGUCAAUUACCUACGAAAUUCUAAAUUAAGUAGAAAAGUGUAAACCGUCUCACUGUUGCAUAAGAAAAAUCACUUCAUCUUAAUAUGGGUACAUAAUAAUUGUUUUACCAAAGUUUUAAGUUAGAUAAAUCCUAAUAUAUCAAUAUAUUUAUUCACGAUAAGUUGUAUUUUUAUUACUAAUAGCAUUAAUGUAUUAUUUUUUAUAUAAUUUUAUAAUUUUUUACAUCCAUACUAACUGCUGAUACAUCAGUCGAAAAAUGUAUAACGUUGAAUUGGUAAUUCUCUAAGUAGUUUAUAUUCAAUAGUGUAGUGCUUUUUGUGUGAAGUUUAUGUGAUAUAUCUAUUACUAUCAUUAUUGUAGUUGUAUUUCAUAGGUUUGGGGUUAACAUCCCACACAUAGUAGGUAAUAACCAGAAUAUACAGUCAACAGGACUAAUACUGUAGACUAUUCAUUUUUCGAUUAUUUACAAUCAAUUUCUUGAAUCUCAAAUUAUUUUCAAUGUUAUCAAUUUCAAACGUCUCAAAAAAUUUUAAUGGGUUUAAAAUUCAAAGUUCAACAAUUGGUGUGAUGAUCCAAAAUAUUUGAAACAUUUGUUCAAAUAAUGGAAAUCACAUAUAGGCAAGGACAAUUUCUCUGAUAUGCAGAACUUUUUAAUUUUAAUUUUUUGCCCAAGCUACAACGGGCACCCGACCGUGUUUUUGGUUUUUUCUAAAAACAGUAGGUACCAAAGAGAUAUUUAGGAGCGUUAAAAGUAUAAGUGAAACACCAUGUUGACUCUAUAUCCUGGUCCAAACUGCAGAUAACAAACAUAUCGCCCACUCGAUUUAGGUUUUUCCUGAGAAAGUGAAAACUAAAAUAAGGACUGGGCGAUUGUUCUGCGUCUUGUUUCCGUCCAAACAUGUCUUGAAGACAUGUUGAAGCUCAAUGCGAGCAUGGGUAUGGUGGGUGCGGAUCUAGGUGAUCAAGCUGGAUCAACCAGCUGUUUUUGGGACUAUAUAAAACAUAUCAGCUUAAUUAUUGAUAAAUUAUAAUACCUGUUAUAUGCAAUCCGACCUUUAAAUGUCGUCUUGUAACUGUGUUUUUUAUCUUCAGAGUUAUGUGUGAAAUUAUAUGUUCUCAAAGAAAUUGUGGAAACAUUUUUUAUGUCUGCUGCUGAGCUUCAACAGAUUCCUGAAGAAAAGAUUAUGAUUUUUCAAAUAAGUCAAUAAUCUAUAUUCAUUAUCCUAUUGGAAAUGUUGCAUAGGUAAUACAAGUGGUUCUACUUCAGUAGGUCUUUCCCUAAGUAAUUUUUUGUGCAAGCGUUAAAAAAGAAAUUUGGAGCCGAAUGGCUACCGAUUGCCAUGUUAUUUUUGUAGUUCAAAUGGUGUCUCCAGAAGUAUUGAUAUAAUUUCUACAUAGAUCCUGAAAUCAAAUUGAAUAUUUUUUAGUGAUCAUGGGUCCAUAAACCAAUUAAAAAAAUACUUCGCGGUAUUAAAAUAAGAUGUUUCUAUGUAAAAAGAAAUGUAUCCAAAAAUGUAUGAGCAUACUGAAUGUUUCAUUUAAAAUUCCAAAGUUAAGGUAAAUUUCUGUGACACUAAAGUCACUAAAAAAAUGUUUUUGAUCCAGUCGGUACAUAUUGUGAUACCAUUUGAGCUACCAAAAUUCCAUAUUGACACUAGGAAAGACCAAAAGGUUAUAGGGGUGAGCCUGGAUCGGUUUACACCAGUUGUAAUAGUCACAUCAGUAUUUCUCUGGAAGAGAAUGAAUGACUCCCUAGUAUAUUUUGAUAAAUCUUUAUUUUCUCUCUGUUGAGGUUUUGCAUGCAUGGUACUAAAUGUAUGAUGUGAUAAACUUAUCAACGGUAUUAUAAACUAGCCACAAUCGCCUUCUCUGCUUUAGGUAAUAGGUUUAUAAUAAUAAACACCACUUUCUAAACAUAUCAUGAUCUGUGCCCCUUGUCAAGUGACAUCUUAAAUUUUAGCAAUUAAUAAUAUAAUAAAAAAAGAUUUGAUAAUAUUUAAGAUAUGAGUAUGAAUUUACAAAAAAUUAUUCAUAAUAAAAAUGAUCUGAAACUUUUAUGAUGGUGAAUAAAUUACCAAAAAUGGAAUUUUUCCGCGUUUUCUCUCGUCUACAAUAUAACGAGGCAAUAAGCUUGUAUCUCUUAAUACUUCUGAUAGUUUUAAGUUUCCUUCUUUGGUUACCAUUUGUUAGAAGGAACGGUAGAUGUGGGUUCAUAUCAUUGGAUCGAAUUGAAUUUUAUUUCGGUAGAUUAUUUACCAUAUCAGUUAUAGGCCAGUUGUCAGUAUUCCUUCUACAAAGUAUGUUGAGGAGUUCAAUGCAUCUUCGGUAUUUUAUAGACUUGCUUAAAUUUUACUUUGAAAAAUUAAUUUGCAGUCGGUACAAUGUGGUAGAUCCUUGUUUCGCAGAUAACAUGUCGUGAGUGACAAGAAAUAAUUUUUUUCGACCAUCUCACUCAAGUUGAAUGUAGGUUGAUUAUGCUAUGUUACAUGGUUGGGACAAAUGACCAUUGUAGUCGAUGCCUUUGACACCAAAAAAAGAUUGAUAAUACGAAGUGAUAUCUCCGUAGAAAGGUAAUUUAAAGCACUGAUCUUUAACUACCCCGUUCAUUUACUUUGUGAAAGUUUAUAUUCAGAUCAUAGUUUUGUUUCGAAAAGAUUGGGUAUCGUUAAAAAAAUUGAAAUUUGAAUUUGAAGUUACAUUUUCAAAAGGGUGUAAUACAAGUUUAAUACUGAUUGGCUUCAGGCAGGAUCAAAUCCAAGUCAUCAGUUCAGCAAUUGUUUUAAUUGUUUAAACUCGAUGCUUUUGAGAUAGUAAUUUUGAUAAGUUACUUCUAGUUUCAAAAUGAUAGAAAGUGCUAUAAAAUACCGUUGCACCAAGAUAUCACUACCUCUUACCUGGUAUUGCAUCACUUUUUGAAUUGAAGAACUAAUAGCUCAGAGGAUUUCUAAAAACUAGCCUGAAUAAAAUUUUACAAUGAUCUUUUUUUUCUUCAUCACUUUCAGAAACUUCAGAGUUAAUAUCCGAACAUUACUUGUGCUCAGGAAUGAGCUACGUCAAAUUUUCAUCUGACAAAUGGCCUGUACUGAUGCUGUCUGCCUGGUAUAUACAGGCGAUUGCAGAAAGUGUAUUGAGCUGCUGAGUGGCUUGUUUCUGUGAACCAGCAAGCAAUCAGUGAGGACAACGAGGUCCUCGUACCUAGCCUUAGUAGUCCUGUCGACCAGGGAAUGCAUAUCUUUAUUGUAAUAAUGAAAACAGUAGGCGUCGUAAACUUAGUUUAAUGUAAAAUGUGUUGAAAAAAUUGUUGGUCUAGAAAUAUAAGUACAACUGAACAACAUAAUGAGUAUCGACCUUCUUUUCUGGUCGUUUAUAUUGUUGAUACUAGUCAGAUAUUGGUAUAACCCACCCCACCAUCUUGCCCCUCUUAUUCAGAAAGAAGCAUUCCAUACAAAGAUUGUAUUACCUGACAACGUACUUAGUUAUAAAAAAUUGUAUAGGGUCCAAAUGAUGGGAAAAUAAAUAUGUAUUACAUG